UUAGUUUCGGUGACUUUAAUAAAUUUUUGGAAGACAUAACAUCAACCAAGAAGAUGGAUUUGGAUGCUUUCAAGACGAAGUUGACGAAUUGUGGCGAUCCCGGAACCAAGGGCGCAACGAAAGCGGUCAAGACGGGUGCCGUGGACCGUCUCACAGACACCAGCAAGUACACUGGCAGCCACAAGGAGCGCUUCGACGAGUCGGGCAAGGGCAAGGGCAUCGCCGGAAGAGAAGAGCAGACCAGCAACGACGGCUACGUGUCAGGCUACAAGGAGAAAGACACCUACGACAAAACCCACUAGGUGGCAGCACUAUCGCCCGACAGGCGGCGCUCGGUGGUCAGUGUACGCCACAUUCACGAUUCAAGCUGGGGUACGCCGAUCUCGGAGGACUCUUGAGGUAUUGUGACAAUUGACGAGCGUAUUUUAAACGUUGUGAACGCAUGAUGUUGAGCACCACUGGCUCGCUGCCGUCCGUACAACUUAAGUGAUCGCGACGUCUGGAAAACAUAACGAAAUGCUCCUAUCCAUGGCGCACGUCGUUCUUUCGACAUUGUGAUAUUUUAUCCAGCCGUAAAUCAUCGCAAAUAUUGCUGCGUAUUUAGUGCAGAACACAA
Molecule: messenger RNA, 616 nt
Organism: Pollicipes pollicipes
Lineage: Eukaryota; Metazoa; Arthropoda; Thecostraca; Pollicipedomorpha; Pollicipedidae
Product: tubulin polymerization-promoting protein family member 2-like
Exons: 2
Coding region: 54-302 (82 amino acids)
Biological process (GO): positive regulation of protein polymerization; microtubule polymerization; microtubule bundle formation
Cellular component (GO): microtubule
Molecular function (GO): tubulin binding
Source: RefSeq, a predicted model, not a curated record